Molecule: messenger RNA, 624 nt
Organism: Letharia columbiana
Lineage: Eukaryota; Fungi; Ascomycota; Lecanoromycetes; Lecanorales; Parmeliaceae
Exons: 1
Coding region: 1-624 (207 amino acids)
Source: RefSeq, a predicted model, not a curated record
AUGGAGCAAUUUUCUCGGUAUCGUAGAGAAAGACCUUGGCUAGCCAACGAUCGCUACCUAACAUUGAAUUGUUCUCUCCUCCGAGCUCUAGCACUACGAUUAUGCACAACCCUCUACGGCAGCCCCAACCAUGCAUCCUGCGAGUAUUUAUUGCACGGCGAUGGCCUGUCCAGUGGCUACACCGGCAUCGGAAGUACCGACCGAAAAGACCAUCUCUUCGCACGACCUCUGACCUGGCGACCGCCAGACAUCACCAGUCUACAGUGGGACAACAGAUUGGCCCUGCCGAUCCUUCGAUCAAACGCUAAGUUGAUCCAACGAUGCCUUCACGGCCCCUACUGCGGCCAGCCCCAAGUCUUUUGCAAAAUGGCCCUACUGCCUCUACGGGACAAUUUCCAGCGACCCAAGCCACUACCUCGAUUAUGCCCGCACGGGCGACAUGAUCCAAAGAGCUUGCGUCUCAGCCCUAGCGGAGGCCACUCCCGCGCCGGCGACAACAACAACCGCCUCCUGCCCGUCCUCUACGCGCGCGACUCCGACUUCGACAACAGAGUCCGCCGGCAGAUCGCCCAUCCGUGGACUCGAAACCGCAGACGGCGACAUUGUCCCCGGCGCCAGGAGUGA